GGAGAGGGAGAGGGAUUUUAAACAAGCGAUUCAGAAUUUAGACGCACCUCUCUCUUUCUACUCUUCCGUUUUCUAUCCGGUUGCUCCAAUUUAGGGUUUUAACUUUAUCUUCUCUUCCUCUGCUUCGUUCUAUAACUCCCAACAUGAGCAACGAGAAAGAUAACCUCAGCAUGGCCGAUCUCAAAUCCGCUCUUAAUGAGGAGGAUCGAGCAGGGCUUGUUGACGCCCUCAAGAGCAAGCUGCAUUCUCUGGCCGGUCAGCACACUGAUGUGCUUGAGAAUCUGUCUUCUAAAGUGAGACAGCGUGUUGAGAAUCUAAGGGAGAUCCAGAGCCAACAUGAUGAACUGGAGGCUAAAUUCUUUGAGGAGAGAGCAGCUCUUGAAGCCAAAUAUCAAAAGCUGUACCAACCCUUAUAUGCCAAGAGAUAUGAAAUUGUGAAUGGCACUGUUGAAGCUGAUGGAGCUGCAAAUGAAGCAGCUGUGGACCAAGAGGAGGAUAAAGCUGCUGAAGAAAAGGGUGUGCCUGAUUUCUGGCUCAUUGCAAUGAAGAACAAUGAUGUGCUGGCUGAGGAGAUAACUGAACGCGAUGAAGGAGCUCUCAAGUAUCUCAAGGAUAUUAAAUGGUGUAGGGUAGAGGAACCUAAGGGAUUCAAGCUUGAGUUCUUCUUUGAUCCCAAUCCUUAUUUCAAGAAUACUGUCUUGACAAAGACGUAUCACAUGAUUGAUGAAGAUGAACCUAUUCUUGAGAAAGCAAUAGGGACGGAUAUUGAAUGGCUUCCUGGAAAAUGCUUGACGCAGAAACUCCUGAAGAAGAAGCCUAAAAAAGGAUCAAAGAAUGCCAAGCCUAUCACAAAAACCGAGGAAUGUGAAAGUUUCUUCAACUUCUUUAGUCCACCUCAAGUGCCUGAAGAAGAUGAAGACAUUGAUGAAGAUACUGCUGAGGAGCUUCAGAAUCAAAUGGAGCAAGAUUAUGAUGUUGGAUCGACCAUUCGAGACAAGAUCAUUCCACAUGCUGUGUCUUGGUUUACUGGUGAGGCUAUUCCAGGAGAUGAGUUUGGAAUAGAUGAUGACGAUGAUGAUGACGAUGAUGAUGACAUCGAUGAAGACGAGGAUGAUGAGGAUGAAGAAGAGGAUGACGAAGAUGAAAGCAACACCAAAAAGUCCUCAGCUGGACAGAAGCUUGGAAGAACGCAAGCUGGAGAUGGUCAGCAGGGCGAGCGGCCUCCAGAGUGCAAGCAACAGUAGAGUUGAUUGCUGCAGAGUAUGUGAAGUAGAUGAAUCCAAGUUGUUUGGAAGGGGUAUAUGAAAGGGGAGAGGAUUUGAAAUUUUGGGUGGUUCUCAAUUAUUUAUUUAAUUUAUUUUCUGUUUAGUCAUUAUGAACAAUUUGGUUUGAAGAUUUCCUCUUUUCCUUUACCCUCUCGGUAUAGAGGGAAAAUAUGAUCAAAAUUGUUAGAAUCGCUUUGUUUUUAGUUGAUGUAUGGUGGGAUUUUGGUGGAUGUGGAUGUUUCAUGAACUCCUUUAUAAUAGAAAUCUAUCUUUAUUCGUCUUAGUA
Molecule: messenger RNA, 1551 nt
Organism: Manihot esculenta (cassava)
Lineage: Eukaryota; Viridiplantae; Streptophyta; Magnoliopsida; Malpighiales; Euphorbiaceae
Product: nucleosome assembly protein 1;2
Exons: 11
Coding region: 144-1244 (366 amino acids)
Biological process (GO): somatic cell DNA recombination; nucleosome assembly
Cellular component (GO): nucleus; chromatin
Molecular function (GO): chromatin binding; histone binding
Source: RefSeq, a predicted model, not a curated record